This is a messenger RNA of Volvox carteri f. nagariensis, 2703 nucleotides long. RefSeq lists its product as uncharacterized. NCBI's taxonomy places the organism in Eukaryota, Viridiplantae, Chlorophyta, Chlorophyceae, Chlamydomonadales, Volvocaceae. The record is from RefSeq and is a predicted model, not a curated record. The transcript is spliced from 12 exons. Bases 1 to 2703 code for a protein of 900 amino acids.
AUGACCGAGGCCCCACCCCUGGCACUAGCCAGGUUCCUCUCGGAAGUCUGGGACCCGGCAUGUUGCUCUAAGGCGCUCCGUGCUCAAGCGGACGAGGCUGCAGCUACAGCUGGCCCAGGCGUUGUUGCUGGCUUGCUGCCUGUGGCUGCCAGCACGGCAGCUGGCCUGGGCCUGGGGAUCCUGGCAGGGGCUGGUGCACGAGCUCCAAGGCGGCUGGUGGAUAGUGCGGCCAAGCUGCACUACAAGGUCAACAACAAUGAUAUUGUGGAGCUGCAUUACAGCGACUCAGUGGUGUCAUACAUAGAUGUGGCGAGGGUGGACACUGCAAGGAUGGACAAAGUGAGGGUGGUGGAUUGUAUCCGCUUAUGGGCUAAAAUGGCCAUGAGUGACGCGGUGGACAAAGACCGGGCUAAAGCCCCCUCACCCUUGCUGGUCUCAGGGCUUGUCAAGACGGGCAAGUCGUUCACCCUGGAGCAUGUGGUUCCUGCAGUGGUGGUGGAGGUGCUGCGCCAGCAGGGAGGGGAGGGCCCCCUGGCAGGCAUGGUGGCCCUGCGCCUGAACUGUGGUCUGCUGCAUCGGCAGGCAAGUGCUAAAGCCAUGUUGCUGGACCUGCUGGGUGUGCUGCUGAGUUGGGCACGCAAGGAGCAUGUUCCCAUGCGGGAGGGUGCUCUGGAGGCUGCAGAGGAUGUGCUGGUGCGGCACUUCUUCAGCACCGACCCUGGCUUGCUGGGCCACACCAUCCGGGAGUUCCUUAAGGCGGUGGAGGUGCCGGUGCUCGUGUUAUGCGACGAAAUGCAGAGCCUGUUCCUGCCGACCAUUGAUGGCAAGCUGGAUGCAAGUGGGGCUGCAUACAUCCGGGACUCAUUCAUGAAGCCACUGCUGGUGUAUGGCUCCCACACCAUGCUGUGGUGCAUAACCGGCAGCUCCAUGGUGCUGACCUGGAUUAGCCUGGCCAACAUGCCACCCAAUGGCUACACAGUCAUCACUGGUGCCAGUGCCGUGAACCUACCGGCAACCUACAGGCCCGAGCACAUGAGCUUGGCAUGGGAGCUGCUGAAGAGCUCCAAGGCCGGAGUGCAGCUGGACCCCAAGCUGCUGGAGCUCUGCCCUCCAUCCAUAGCGCUCCUGACAGUCCUGGUGGAGGACUGGAUUGAUGCUCUACCCCCCCUAGGCCUGGAUGUGGCAGCCUUUGUCCAUGGAUUCAUGAGGAUGAAGCUCAUUGACGAGUCACGAAAGGAGUGGAAGCUGGGCCUGGAGGGCAUGCCAUUGUCGCAGCACAUUGCUGUGCUGGACUUGGCGUUUCCAGAUGUGGGGGCGCGGCUUGACACAAAUCUGCACCCUGGCUUACAGCAAUUCCUGGAGCCACACCUGGAGAGGAAGACGGAUGGGUGCUACUACUUCCGCGACCUGCACCAGCGUCAGAUUGCGCGGUUGGUGAUCAACCAGGAUGGCACACUCCGGGACAGCUGGAGCAGCCUGGAGUUCAGUGCCACCCUAAUGCAAUUGGACACGAUGGUGAACCUACUCCGCCUUGGUGAGGCAGCCGACUACCUGCUUGGGCCCCGUGCAAGCCGCCGGUGGGAGCAAGAAAAGCCACCAGCUGGGAUGGAUGAGUUUACGGCUAAGUUGCAGGCCAUUGCAGACGAGAUCGCCACCAAGUUGGCAAGCGACCAGGGUGGCAUGGUGUUGGGCCUUCAGGAACUGUGGGAGCGGCAGUCUUGGUUCCAGAAGGUGCUGUCAUCGAAGUGGAAUGACCGACUUCAAAAUGACUACAAGCAGGCACGGUGCACUCACCUGGCCAUGCUGGUGUUCUACCUGCGGCUGAGCCGGAACAUGCUGGUCCAUGUGAAGCCUUGGGAUCAGGAGCACAACAUCCCGGUGGAUGUGGAUGUAAUCGAGGCACUGCCCAUGGUGCUGGGACAGUCCUUGUUUGACUUCAAUGAAGACAUCGUGAGGGUGCUGCGUGUGCUGUCAUGCCACACCAUGGAAAAGGACAUGCAGUUUUGUGCACAGCUAUCAGGCAGCGGUGGCGGCAGCAUUGAGGGGUUGACUGAUGAUGAGGGCAGCAGCAGUGGUGGCCUGAGUGGCAGCACUGGCGGCAGCAGCAGUGGUGCUCAGCAUGGUGGCAGCAGUGAUGCCCGGCCUGGGGGCAGCAGUGGCACCCAGCCUGGCAACAGCAGUGGCACCCAGCCUGGCAGCAGCAGUGGCACCCCGCCCGGUGGCCACAGAGGCACCCAGCCUGGUGGCCGCAGAGGCACCCCGCCCAGCGGCCACAGAGGCACCCCGCCCGGCAGCCGCAGAGGCACCCCGCCCGGCGGCCGCAGAGGCACCCCGCCCGGUGGCCACAGAGGCACCCAGCCUGGCGGCCGCAGAGGCACCCCGCCUGGCGGCCACAGAGGCACCCAGCCCAAUGGCUGCAGUGGCACCCAGCCCAACGGCCACAGUGGCACCUGGCAUGGCAGCGGCAGCAGCAGCGCCCGGUGUGGCAGCAGUGGUGUAAUGGCGAUGUCUGACAAAUGCCCACCAGUGUGCCUGGGCCCAGCGGCGGGGUGUGGUCAGCAUGGGCUGCUGGUUCACACCACAGGCAGGCAUGGGAUGUGGGGCCAGGGAGGGCUGCGGGUAGCCACACUUGCACCACGCGUGCAUGUGCAGCGCUCGCUCUAUGCACCAUCAGCAGCAAUAGUGCUACGGCUACCCAGAUGA